Tupaia belangeri chinensis (Chinese tree shrew) is the source of this 3656-nucleotide messenger RNA. Its product is annotated as zinc finger protein 596-like. Bases 676 to 2481 code for a protein of 601 amino acids. The transcript has 6 exons. NCBI's taxonomy places the organism in Eukaryota, Metazoa, Chordata, Mammalia, Scandentia, Tupaiidae. The record is from RefSeq and is a predicted model, not a curated record. Gene Ontology annotation, molecular function: DNA-binding transcription factor activity, RNA polymerase II-specific; RNA polymerase II cis-regulatory region sequence-specific DNA binding. Gene Ontology annotation, biological process: regulation of transcription by RNA polymerase II.
CGGGGCAGCAGUUUCCUGCCCGCCCGGAAGUGGAUUUUGCAGAUGGCGUGAGUUUCGGUAUUUCUAGUUCGCACCAGAUUAGCUGUCCCCGUUGCCCUGUCCUCCCUCCGUGCAGUCGCCGGGUCGCUGCGGACUAUCCUCGCGCCCCCGGCUAGGAAGCUCCGAGGCCGGCACCGGGUCCCCGGUCUCCUGCCCUGGGUAUCCUCUCCGCCUCGCUCUCCUCUCCCCAUGCAAGUCACGUCCCUCCUGGAACGUGGGUUCUCGCGUUUCGCUGCUCUUCGUGGGCAGUACCCGGAAGUCUGCAGACCCAGUCCUCUUCGGACCCAGUCCACACUAAUGCCCCUCCGGGACUCCGCAUUACUUUCCUGGGAACGCACCGUGGUCGCUGGCUCCGGGAGCCCUUGAGCCUGAGCUGGAGGCCGUACCAAAUCACUGCCCUGUGACUCCCCGUUCUGUCCCAGUUUCUGUUGCACUGCCUGGACCUGCUACUGUGUGUUUAGCGGAAAGUGGUCGUCCUGGGCAGGGGCCGUUUUUAUUCUGUACCUUAAAUAUUGAUGGCGUGUGGGCAGAGAAUGAGGGGAUUAGACCAAAAGAGAACCAACUUUGACUCUUUAGUGCUUGAACUGUCUGUGAGGGAAAACCAGAGGAAGACACCAGGAAACUGAGUUAUUGGCAAUGCAUCCACUAGAAUCGGUGACCUUUGAGGACGUAACUGUAAACUUUACCCAGGAAGAGUGGGCCCUCUUGGAUACAUCCAGGAGAGUGCUGUACAAAGAUGUGAUGCUCGAAAAUAUCAAUCAUCUGGUAUCUCUGGGGUAUCAGCUCUGCAAAUCAGAAGUGAUUUUCCAUUUGGAGCAAGGUGAAAUGCUGUGGAUAGUGAAAGGAAAUGGAUUUCUCCAAGGCCAAAGCCCAGGCAGGGAAAGUACACAUAAAAAACGAAAAAUGAUACCCAUUCAAAAUAUCUGCAAGAAAGACACAGCCACUCACAGCUUAAUGCAGGAAUCUCAUUCUCAAGAUGAUCUAUCUAAAUGGAAAGAAUUGGGAAAAGAUCACAUUCACAGCUGUGGAAUGAGUCAAAAUUUGUCACUUCACACAGCAGAGAAACCAUUAGUCAGCAAACAGCGUCAAAAAUACAGUGGUGACAACCUACACCUUAAUCAACAGAAGAAAAAACAGGCAAGGGUAAAAUCAUAUGAAUGCCCACAGUGUGAGAAAAUUACUAAGGUCAGUAAUUUCUCUAACCUUAGACAACACAAGAUCACUCACACUGGAGAGAAGCCAUAUGAACAUCUUCUGUGUGAGAAUGCCUUUAUUCAUACCUCUGACCCUCAAAUACACAAUCAAACUCACAUUGCAGAAAAAGCAUACAAAUGUCAAUUUUGUGGGAAAACCUUUAGCAAAUCAUGUACCCUUAGAGUACAUGAAAGAAUGCACACUAGAGAGAAACCACAUGAAUGUUAUCUGUGUGGGAAAGUAUUUAGUCAAUCUUGGGACUUUAGAGGACAUAAACGAACACACACUGGAGAGAAACCGUAUGAAUGCCAUCUGUGUGGGAAAGCCUUCAGUCAGUCAUCUAACCUUAAAGUGCAUGUAAGAAUGCACACUGGAGAGAAACCAUAUGAAUGCCAUCUGUGUGGGAAAGCCUUCAGCACAUCUUCUACCUUUAGAGUGCACAUGAGAAUGCACACUGGAGAAAAACCAUAUGAGUGUCAUCUGUGUGGUAAAGGCUUCAGUCAAUCUUGGGGCCUUAGAGGGCAUGAGAGAACACAUACUGGAGAGAAACCAUAUAAAUGUCUUUUGUGUGGGAAAUCCUUCAGCAAAUCAUCUAAUCUCAGAGUACAUACGAGAACUCACAGUGGGGAGAAACCAUAUAAAUGUCAUCUGUGUAGGAAAGCUUUUAGUCAAUCUUGGGACCUUAGAGAACAUGAGAGAACACACAAUGGGGAGAAACCAUACGGAUGCCAUUUGUGUGGGAAAACCUUCAGUCAGUCUUCUAAUCUUAGACAGCAUGAGAGGAUGCACACUGGGGAGAAACCAUAUGAAUGCCAUUUGUGUGGCAAAGCCUUCAGCAAAUCUUCUACCCUUAGAGUACAUUUGAGAAUCCAUACUGGAGAGAAACCAUAUGAAUGUCAUAUGUGUGGGAAAGCCUUUAGUCAAUCUUGGGACCUUAGAGGACAUGAGAGAACACACACUGGAGAGAAACCAUAUGAAUGCCAUUUGUGUGGCAAAGCAUUCAGUAAAUCUGCUAACCUUAGGCAGCAUAAAAAAACUCACAGUGGGGAAAAACCAUAUGAAUGCCCUCUGUGUGGGAAAAGUUUCAAUUUAUCAGGUAACCUUAGACAACAUGUGAAAACGCACACUGGGGAGAAACUAUAUAAAUGCAAUCUGUGUGAGAAAGCUUUCAGUAAGUCUUUUUCCCUUAGACGACAUGAGAGAACACAUACUAGAGAGAAUGAUAAAUGCCUUCAGCAUAUAAUCUGACUUAAAAAGUCAUAAAUUUAGUAAAUUUAGAAAAAUCGUCAGCCAUACUUGUAAAAUGUAAACAUCUAGGAUGCACUCGUUUAGAAGCACUGUGAAAUCAGUGUGAAAUUUCCUGCAGUUUAUAUUUCUUCUUUGACAUAAACAGUUUCAUAUGGAAGAGAAGCCGUAUGUGUAAAUUCUAUGUGGCACAUCUUCUGAUGUGUCAUAGAUGACAUGAGAUACCCUACCCUGCUAUAUGAAUAUAGAAGUCAACAAUAACAGCUUUCAUCUUUAAACAUUCUGGACGACUUUACAGCAUAGACACUCCAGGUUUAUACUCAACGUGAGAAUUUCACCAUUUGUUGUUAAACAAAAGGAACAAAGUAUACUUGGGAGAAUCCUUUGAUUUCUAAUAAGUGGAAACAUUUACCCAAGCACCAGGGUUGGUAUGCAUAAUACAGUUCAGAGAAUUAGCUGCUAAAACAGGAAAUAAGAGGAUGAAGUGUCUUGAAGUAUACUAAUUAAUUAUCUCAUUCUGGAGAAAUUAUUUAGUGGAAAAUGAUAUGAAAUCUUUUAUUUAUAGAAAAAAGAUGAGUCACUCACAGGGCUAAACACACUCAUGAAUGAAGGAAUGUAUUCAGUGAGUAUGCAUUAUAUAUUCAACACUAAGGUUCUAUUACUGAGAAAGUACCAAGCGUGAAAUCAAAGCAGAGAAAGUUUUGGAUAGAUUUCACAUUAGAGACCAGUCUAGGAAAAAAUAAAUAUCAGCCAAUAAAAACCGUAAAACAUUUUAACACAAUUUAGCAAAUUAUUCAGCAUUUGAGAAAAGAACUAUCAUCGAUAAAAGAACGUGAUUUAUGAAAGAUAGGUUAUCUUGCUAUAUUAAAUGCUGGUUUCUAAGAAAUCAGAUUCAGUUUUAAAUAGGUAAGAUUAGAUCUGACUUGCAUUUAUAAACUAGUUCAGUUCCUGUAAAUACCUAACCAAUAAAUGUGUUGCUUAAAAAGCUAAUCUGGUGGUGGUAUAUUUCUAUUAUCCAGUUUUAAAGUCAUAGAGUUUGGUCUGGACUCCUUGUCAUGUGGAUAGAUAUUAAGCCCCACUCACUAAAUCUCUUCUUUCUCCCAACAGUUCUUUUCACAAACCUAACCUCCCCUCAUUCCACCUUCUCACCAUUGUCAGCGGUCUUCUUUAAUGCUUUU